AAGGGCUGGGUCGGUGUGGACUGUAACACCGGGCAGUCGGAGCGCCCGCACCUGGGACUCGAUCACACGGGAGAGGGAAAUCAAAUCCUACCGGCGAUGCCAACGUGAGAGCACAUCGUGCCACUCGUCUCGACUUUUGUGAAAAUGUCGGAUGUGACCAAGACGAUCCAGAAAUGGCAUGCGAGUUUUAAGAAAGGCACGGACUUUGAUUCCUGGGGACAGUUAGUGGAAGCAAUUGAUGAAUACCAAAUACUUGCAAGGCAGCUGCAGAAAGAAGUUCAGUCAUCAAAUUCAUCUGAAUUUACAGAGGAUCAAAAGAAAACAUUAGGGAAAUGUGCAACAUGUCUUGAAAUGAGAAGUGCAGCCUUGCAGUGCACACAAUCCAGUGAGGAAUUCAAGCUGGAAGAUUUAAAGAAACUGGAACCCAUCAUAAAGAAUAUUCUUACGUAUAACAAAAGUUUUCCCUUUGAUGUACAACCGGUGCCUUUAAGGAAAAUCCUUGCCCCUGGUGAGGAGGAAAAUUUGGAGGUGGAGGAAGAAGAAGAAGCAGCUGUUGGUGCAGGCUCACCCGAAUCCUUUCCUUCCAGAGUUCCAGCUUUGCAAGGUACAUUGUUGCCAAGGUUACCAUCAGAGCCAGGAAUGACACUUCUCACAAUAAAGAUUGAGAAGAUUGGCCUCAAAGAUGCAGGACAGUGCAUCGAUCCAUACAUUACAGUUAGUGUAAAAGACCUGAACGGCAUGGAUUUGAACCCAGUGCAGGACACCCCUGUGGCCACAAGGAAGGAGGACACAUACAUUCACUUCAGUGUGGAUGUGGAAAUCCAGAAACAUCUCGAGGAAUUAUCAAAAGGGGCAGCUAUUUUCUUUGAGUUUAAACACUACAAACCCAAGAAAAAAUUCACCAGCACAAAAUGUUUUGCUUUCAUGGAAAUGGAUGAAAUAAAACCUGGUCCAAUUGUAAUUGAACUGUACAAGAAGCCAACUGACUUCAAGAGGAAAAAGCUGCAUCUCCUUACAAAGAAACCACUCUAUCUUCAUCUCCAUCAGACUUUGCACAAAGACUAAGCAAGGUCCUAAGGCAGGGCAAGGAGAAAAAUAAAAAACAUUCACACCAUUUUACACAACUCUCAUUCAACCGAUUUGGUGUACCUCCACAGAACUCAGCAAUAUUAAACUCAGAUCAAGUGUAGGGCAUAGUGACACCACCUAUGUUAUAAAAAUGAAAGUGACUUAAUGGCCUCUUAGCCAUGCAAUACCUACCAGCUUUAGAUGGCAAAAUGUUCAAAGUCAUUCAGAUGCAGGGUACUUUAUUUACUUAUUCAUUUUUUUCAGUUUUCUUUUUGUGAAAUGGUAAAAGUUUUGUAACCUGUCAAUCAGGAAGUCAGGAAACCGCAGAAAUGAACGUUGCGGCUACCGGUUUCGCUCUCCCCUACCCUGUAAUCUUUUGUAUGGAACUGGAUUUAUCCCCUCGCAGCGAGAUUUCCAAUAAUGUAACAGCUCACUAACAGGGUUUCUCGUACAGUGGAUGAUCAAAGGGUCUUCUCAUGUCGCUCGCUUUUUUUUUUUUUUCCUUUAAACCUGGAUCUCAAAGAGUGAUUGUUCUGUGGCGGAAAAGUGGAAUCAAGUCCCUGAUACAGACAAGUUUUGGGUCAUCUUGGCAAAAAGGGCUUAAAUAAGGAUGCUGCAUGUACUGCAUGUGGAUUAUUUAUCUUUUUAUGUUGUUGCCACCGAAGCAAUUUGAGUAUACGAAACAUGGCAGUUUUUCCCCUCAGCCAUUGUUCUAAUGUUGUAUUCCUUAAUCUUUGUUUAAGAUGGUUUUAUUUUUUUAAUGUCAGAGAAUGAAGACUAUAGCAGAAUAUACUAAAGAUACACUAAAUUAGUGCAGAUGGAUAUGUGUGCGUGUGUGCAGUUUGUGUGGAUUUACUAUUCAUGACGUUUUUGUGCUUGUUGAUUUGUCAUGAAAUAAUGCAUUGUGUAUUGUUUACCAUCAAAUCACAUAUUUACAGUGCUUUAAGUUCUAAUAAAUAAUACAAGUGCUGCUUAAUAUGUGCCUGGUGUGACAUAGGAAGAGUAAGGUAAUGUACAUCGUGGAGGAUUUCUUGCUGUUCGCUCUAGUUAAUAAGGCGAGAUGAUGGGCAUUCAUUC
Molecule: messenger RNA, 2145 nt
Organism: Scleropages formosus (Asian bonytongue)
Lineage: Eukaryota; Metazoa; Chordata; Actinopteri; Osteoglossiformes; Osteoglossidae
Gene: aida
Product: axin interactor, dorsalization associated
Exons: 11
Coding region: 145-1065 (306 amino acids)
Biological process (GO): determination of ventral identity
Cellular component (GO): membrane
Molecular function (GO): phosphatidylinositol binding
Source: RefSeq, a predicted model, not a curated record